AUGUCAUCAACACUCAUAUAUGAAACAUUAUUGACACGUUCAAUUAAAUUUUGGAUUUUAUUGAUUCUUCAAAUACCAUCUAUUUUCUGUUCUAUUUUCAUUUUAUAUCAUAUGUUUGUAUCACGAAAACAACGUCAAUUGUUAGCUAAUCAUGUUAUUAUUAUAAUGCUUAUUGUUAGUCUUCUAAGUACUAUAAUUGAUCUUUCAAUUACGUUAAACUAUUUACAAAAUAGAAUUGUUCAUCUAUCAUCAUCAUAUUUUUGUUAUUUUUGGAUGUAUAUUGAUUAUGUAUUAUAUGCAAAUGGAAUGCUUCUUAUGACAUGGGUAUCUAUUGAACGUCAUAUACUUGUUUUUUCUUAA
Molecule: messenger RNA, 360 nt
Organism: Rotaria sordida
Lineage: Eukaryota; Metazoa; Rotifera; Eurotatoria; Philodinida; Philodinidae
Source: the annotation of a GenBank genome assembly